AUGUCCAUACAGAGGAGGCUGUGCUUAGUAUCGUCUUUUGUUGGUGAUAACCCGUGUUCAGCACCUGCACCAGAGUGUGCGAUUAAUAAUGCAACUCAUUCGGGACUAAAGCUGCCAUCACCCACAACAUGUAAUUGCUGCCCGUACUGUUUACCGUUGUAUAAAUUGGGUCAGCCCUGCAGUUUGGGUGGGCCUGGCAGUGGUAUUACAGUUGGCAGGUGUGGCGAUGGCUUAACUUGUGAUAACUCCACACGUACAUGUGUUAGGAUGAAAACAAAAUGUCACGAUGCACAAGAUGACUACGAUGCCCGUCACGCUAGAGGUGAAACAGGUUCCUUCGAGAACCGUCCAAGUUGCGACGAGAAAGGGAAUUUCGCCCCGUUCCAUUGCGUUCCUUCUCAAACUUGUUACUGCCAAUCAGAUGAUAGGGAACGAUUGUUCGGGGAGGUCGUUGAUACUGGCGUGUUUGUGAAUAUGCCUUGUCGCUGUUCUCGUAUGGCUCACAAAGUCCAGACACUAAUAGCGAAAGGUUUACGCUACCCGGUAUUCGGUAUGAGAUGUACGUCCGAUGGGAAUUUCAACCCGGUGCAGUGUCUUGGCGAUACGUGUUAUUGUGUAAACAGAGUGACCGGUGAGAGGAGAGGGGAUCAGAGAGUGAAUCUGACAACUACCCACAUAUCUGAAUUGCCAUGCUAUGACGAAAAAUUAGACUUAUUCCCAAAGACAGAAGACAGUAAGCCGCCGUACAAGUAUACAACGCCUUGUUUCGAAAGUGUUCAAGAAAGAAAAGACUUAAUUGCUCGAAGCAUUGAAGAAGGAUUUGAUGUUGAAUAUUUUUCUACUUUCGGUUCCAUUAGUUGUCUACCAGAUGGAACUUUUGGCAGAAUUACUGUGAACUCGAAUGGAUCAAGAAUUUGCGUGAACGAGCGAGGAGAACAAUUAGGGGAUUACUCGGCUGCACCGAACACACCUGAGUUUACCAAUAUGGACUGCAAAUGUGCACAGACAGCGAAUGUAAUGGCGUCAUCAAAUGAACCGCCACGGUGCUGCAAAAACGGCAACUUCCGACCGGUCCAGUGUCACAGGGGAAAGUGUCGUUGUGUUGACUCCGAUGGAAGGCAACUCGGAACGGAAUCCACAGAUGUGACAAAAUUGACAUGCUACACACAAAACUGGAGAAACUGCUAAUAUAUAUACAUAUAAUAUUAAUAUAAUAUGUGAUUAAUUUGUUAACGCAAACUUUAUGGAAUAAAGUCCGAUUUAAACAAAAUAUUACCACGAUUGUUUUUACAGGAGUAAGGUGUGAAAUUAUUGGCAAUUUUUGGCUUUAUUUUAAAGUGGUGUUUUGAAUGUGAAACAUUUAAAUUAAAAUAAAAGUGGAUAUAAUGGCUGUAUAGCAUUGUACAAAACA
Nymphalis io (European peacock) is the source of this 1411-nucleotide messenger RNA. RefSeq lists its product as uncharacterized. Gene Ontology annotation, cellular component: basement membrane. The transcript is spliced from 10 exons. Gene Ontology annotation, biological process: cell-matrix adhesion. The record is from RefSeq and is a predicted model, not a curated record. The coding region runs from base 1 to 1188 and encodes 395 amino acids. Lineage: Eukaryota; Metazoa; Arthropoda; Insecta; Lepidoptera; Nymphalidae.